UCCUAUUGGACGGCCCAACCACCGGCGCCACGGUCCGCCCAAUCAAAAAAGACCACUACAAACCCGAGGAGUAAAUAAAUAGGCGGGUUGCAGCGCUAGCCUGCCAUCAUUUCUCCGCGUGCUUUGCAGAGAAAGGAACCUGAGCGACGAUGUCUGGACGCGGCAAGCAAGGGGGCAAAACCCGGGCGAAGGCCAAGACUCGUUCUUCCCGCGCCGGGCUGCAGUUCCCGGUGGGCCGCGUGCAUCGGCUGCUCCGGAAGGGCAACUACGCGGAGCGUGUGGGCGCCGGCGCUCCCGUCUACCUGGCCGCCGUGCUGGAGUACCUGACGGCCGAGAUCUUGGAGCUGGCGGGCAACGCGGCAAGGGACAACAAGAAGACCCGCAUCAUCCCGCGUCACUUGCAGCUGGCCAUCCGCAACGACGAGGAACUGAACAAGCUGCUCGGACGGGUCACCAUCGCCCAGGGCGGCGUCUUGCCCAACAUCCAGGCUGUCCUUCUGCCCAAGAAGACCGAGAGCCACAAAGCCAAGGCGAAAUAAUUUCCAUCUUCUCAGAAGCCCACGAAUCCGAUCCCAUCGCAAAGGCUCUUUUAAGAGCCACCCACAACCUCACAGAAAAAGCUGAUUUCUUCCAACUUAAGUUUCUGAAGUCAAAUAUUGGGCAAAGCAAUUAAUUGGGCUAACUAGGGUGAUGGAAAAUCGGAGGUGUUGCCUCUAAAAAAAAAGACGCCAAAUUGGAUCUGGGGCUAAAUAGGUUUGUUUCUGAAUCAGAAUUGGUGUUUAAUACUAACAAAAGUAGUAAAACUAAUGAUUUGGCCAAGGG
Molecule: messenger RNA, 822 nt
Organism: Thamnophis elegans (Western terrestrial garter snake)
Lineage: Eukaryota; Metazoa; Chordata; Lepidosauria; Squamata; Natricidae
Product: histone H2A-IV-like
Exons: 1
Coding region: 150-539 (129 amino acids)
Cellular component (GO): nucleosome
Molecular function (GO): structural constituent of chromatin; DNA binding; protein heterodimerization activity
Source: RefSeq, a predicted model, not a curated record